Molecule: messenger RNA, 1759 nt
Organism: Osmerus eperlanus (European smelt)
Lineage: Eukaryota; Metazoa; Chordata; Actinopteri; Osmeriformes; Osmeridae
Gene: hand2
Product: heart and neural crest derivatives expressed 2
Exons: 2
Coding region: 567-1187 (206 amino acids)
Biological process (GO): heart development; regulation of transcription by RNA polymerase II
Molecular function (GO): protein dimerization activity; DNA-binding transcription factor activity, RNA polymerase II-specific; RNA polymerase II transcription regulatory region sequence-specific DNA binding
Source: RefSeq, a predicted model, not a curated record
AGCCUGACCGUUCUAAGAUGAUGCUCGGUUAUGGAUUUAACACGAACGGUUUCUCCCUGUGGGUGGAAGUGAAAGGUCCGGAGUUGUCUCGCUCGCCAACGACUGUUGUUCUGUAAUUCUCGUUCUAUCCGACAUCCAACUGUUACUGCGUUCCAAACGGGUGCGACUUUAUAAACAGGUCUGGGAAGGAUUCGGUCCCCGGUGCUCUACUUGAGCAGUGUGUGUAAUGGAGUUGGCUCGGUGUCUUGGUGGACUUGCACCAUACUUCAUAUGAAUGUGUAAGUAGCUGAUACGUUGCUAUAUUUAAAACUCAAACUAAGACUUGUUUUAAGAAUAUACCCAUCCAUAUAAAAACACCAGAUGCAGUGAAGAAGAACUUUAUGGGUCACGCAUAAAGGGCAGUGCUUCACGAAUCACGACAGCGCCCUUUAACUUUUUUUAUGGGGAUCAUUUAGCCUGAAAAUAUCUGGGGAGCCUGAUUGUAAACCUAGAAAGACAGAGAGGAGAGAACACUCAGUACGUCCGUGGUUGUCUGCAGAACCGGGAACUUUUCGGUCUGCGUCGCCAUGAGUUUGGUCGGUGGCUUCCCACACCAUCCGGUCAUGCAUCACGACGGUUAUUCCUUCGCUGCAGCGGCGAGCCGCUGUCACGAGGAGAGCCCGUACUUCCACGGCUGGUUGAUUAGCCAUCCAGAGAUGUCCCCGUCGGACUACGGAAUGGCCCCGUCCUACAGUCCCGAGUACGCUACCGGGGGACCCGUCCUGGACCACGCUCACUACGGGGGAGUCCCCGGGGCUGGCGCCGUCGGGAUGGGACCCCGCCCCGUCAAAAGGAGACCCACUGCAAACCGCAAGGAGCGACGCAGGACACAGAGCAUCAACAGCGCGUUCGCGGAGCUCAGGGAAUGCAUCCCUAACGUACCUGCGGACACCAAGCUGUCCAAGAUCAAGACGCUGCGCCUGGCCACCAGCUACAUUGCCUACCUCAUGGAUAUCCUCGACAAAGACGAGCAGGGUGGCGAGGCUGAGGCCUUCAAGGCCGACUUCAAGAAGGCUGAUGCCAAGGAGGAGAGGAGGAAGAAAGACGUGAGUGAAGUAUUGAAAAGUUCGGCGAGCAGCAACGACAAGAAAACCAAAGGACGGACAGGCUGGCCGCAGCAUGUUUGGGCCUUGGAACUGAAACAGUGAAACGGCGCUUCCGCCUUACACACAGACUCUGACAGACUGCUAACUCAGUGUUCUCCUGCUUUAUUUAAUGGAAUAUUUAUGUGCAAUUUCCCGCUGCGGAGAGUGGAUUUUUGAAGAAAAAACAUUCCAUUGUAAAGAGGAGGGAAUCCCCUUGGUAAGGGACUCGUGUUGUUAUUGUUGUUGUUGCUGUCUUAUUGUAUAGGCUAUCAUGGUCAGUUGUUGUCCUAGAGUGAACCAGAGACAUGACGGCCACAGUGGUGUAUGUGAAGUGUAGGCUUUCUAGCUCUCUCUUUAAAAGUCUUUCUAACCCCCCUUCCCUUCUCUCAUUCUCUCUCAUGGGUGAGGCAAUGCUAUAUCAAUGGAGUUUAUCUGAUGUCAUGGUGUUUUAUUUGAGCAACAGUCUUGAAGAGUCCUGAUGUCCUGGUUGUGGUAGACAGUAUUUUGGUGGAGUGCAGACUGUUCUAGAGUCCACUCGAUGCACUUCCGUCCGGAGACGUGGAAUUAAAAUAAUAUCUGAGAUGUAAACAAUGUAAUUAAUUCAAUAAACCACUGUGUUUUUAAAAAAUCACUUA